AAGCCAGUUCCGUUAAGUGGCGCUGCCGGUAGUUUUCUAGAAAUUAGAGGGAUGAAAUUUGACAAGUGGUUAUAAGUUAUAAAUAUCUUAAACUUUAAAUCAAAAUAUAAUGGCCACGGCUGCUCAUAUGAACGAAGUUCAAGAGGAAGAUGCCUCUGAGCUUGUUUUCCCAAAAGAAUUCGAAAACGCUGAAACGCUAUUGAUAUCUGAGGUUCAGAUGUUAUUAGAACAUAGGAAACAACAAAAUGAAAGUGCAGAAGACGAACAAGAGUUGUCUGAGGUGUUUAUGAAGACAUUAAAUUCUUGUCAGAGAUUCAGUAAAUUCAAAAAUCGAGAAACUAUAGCAGCAGUGAGAAGUUUAUUGAUGCAGAAAAAACUACAUAAAUUUGAGUUAGCAGCUUUGGCUAAUCUUUGUCCAGAGUCUGCAGAUGAAGCAAAGUCUUUAAUUCCUUCUUUAGAAGGAAGAUUUGAAGAUGAUGAAUUAACUUUGAUAUUAGAAGACAUAAAAACAAAACGCAGUUUUCAAUAUUGAGUUUUAUAUACUUAUAUAAAAUCAUAAUUUUAUCAUUUUCAUUCACCAAGUGUGUGGCACCUGGUAUAUUUCUGUUUCAUUAAACAGACCUCACUGCAACUUGGAGUUUAUUUAGUCAUAUAAUGACAGAGGUGUACACUAGUUCAUACUUUGUAUGACUAUGUUCUGGUCAUUGAUUAGAUUAAGGACCAAAAAAUGAUCUAUACAUUACAUGUCAUGUUUUAGCCAUCCUCAUACAUCCUUCUCCAGCAUGUAUAUUGUCAAUAAAUGUAUUAUGCAUUGAAAACAUUAGAA
Molecule: messenger RNA, 826 nt
Organism: Patella vulgata (common limpet)
Lineage: Eukaryota; Metazoa; Mollusca; Gastropoda; Patellidae
Product: DNA-directed RNA polymerase II subunit RPB4
Exons: 2
Coding region: 110-532 (140 amino acids)
Biological process (GO): transcription initiation at RNA polymerase II promoter; nuclear-transcribed mRNA catabolic process, deadenylation-dependent decay; positive regulation of translational initiation
Cellular component (GO): P-body; RNA polymerase II, core complex
Molecular function (GO): nucleotide binding; translation initiation factor binding
Source: RefSeq, a predicted model, not a curated record